UCAAUGGUACAUUCUUUUUCAACUAGCUUCUGCUAUUCUCAUUUCCUAGAAACACAACAACGUGUACGAAGGGUCAGAGACUUGCAAAGAAUAACGAAAACCACUCAACAAACCUACCCUCACCAUAAUCUUCAAAUUUUAGAAUAUAAAUUAUUCAAACAAAUAAAUGGAGGGGCCAUGGCGAUCAUAGCAGCAGGCAGGCAACAGCUUAACCCCACGACAACGCUUUAAUUACAACUCUCUUUUCUAUAAAUUUUCAUCUUCAGCUUCUCAUACUCUGCUCUUCACCUACAAAAAAACACACCAACUCACUAACAAGAAUUACCAAACCAUAAAAUGGAAAAACAGGGACCGGUUAAAAAUGGCGCUGAACCAUGUCCCGCCACUAACAGAGUCUCGCUCCUUAACUGCAUCGAUCUCUCCAGCUCUGACAUUCACCAAUCCGUUUCUCUCAUCAAACAGGCAUGCUUGGAUUGUGGAUUCUUCUACGUGAUUAAUCAUGGGAUAAGUCAAGAAUUCAUGGACGAGGUUUUUGGUAUGAGUAAAAGGUUUUUUGAAUUGCCAUUGAAUGAGAAAAUGAAGCUUUUAAGGAACGAGAAACACAGAGGUUACACACCUGUUCUUGAUGAGCUUCUUGACCCUGAUAAUCAAGUACAUGUAGGAGAUUAUAAGGAGGGAUAUUACAUAGGUGUUGAAGUACCUGAAGGUGACCCUGAAGCAGAAAAGCCCUUUUAUGGUCCAAAUGUGUGGCCUGCACCAGAUGUUUUGCCUGGAUGGAGGGACACAAUGGAGAGAUUUCAUCGAGAAGCUUUAGAGGUGGCUAAAGCAGUUGCAAGGAUAAUAGCCCUUGCACUUGAUUUAGAGGUUGAUUUUUUUGAUAAGCCUGAAAUGCUUGGAGAGCCUAUUGCUACCUUGAGGCUACUACACUAUGAAGGUCAAGUUUCUGAUCCUGUGAAAGGAAUAUAUGGAGCUGGGGCACAUUCAGACUUCGGUUUGGUUACCCUCUUAGCAACAGACGAUGUGUUAGGUCUUCAAAUAUGCAAGGAUAAGGACGCUAAACCUCAGACAUGGGAAUAUGUAGCACCAGUAAAAGGAUCAUUUAUUGUGAAUCUUGGUGACAUGCUGGAGCGGUGGAGCAACUGUAUAUUCAAGUAAUGGUUUAGAUUAUUCUUACAUUUUAUUCUUUACAAGAUAUGAGUGAAUUUACGGCUUCACAAGGCAGUCAGGACGACUUACCUGUAGUUACAUUAAUCAUGAAUAAUAAUUAACCUUAAACUUUGUUUGUUUUACAUUU
Messenger RNA from Pistacia vera, 1294 nucleotides. RefSeq names its product 2-oxoglutarate-Fe(II) type oxidoreductase hxnY-like. The record is from RefSeq and is a predicted model, not a curated record. The coding region runs from base 337 to 1155 and encodes 272 amino acids. Lineage: Eukaryota; Viridiplantae; Streptophyta; Magnoliopsida; Sapindales; Anacardiaceae. The transcript is spliced from 8 exons.